Rana temporaria (common frog) is the source of this 4010-nucleotide messenger RNA. RefSeq names its product TBC1 domain family member 2B (gene TBC1D2B). Lineage: Eukaryota; Metazoa; Chordata; Amphibia; Anura; Ranidae. The record is from RefSeq and is a predicted model, not a curated record. Bases 384 to 3215 code for a protein of 943 amino acids. The transcript is spliced from 13 exons.
GUACAGUCAUGGGAUGCAGCGCUGGGUGCAGGGUGAGUGGUGGAGUUGCUGUGGCUGGGGAGUGCAGGCAGCGCGGAGACCUAUAGGCAGCAGAGGGGGAGACUUGUACAGCGUGCUGUGUGGAGAUGACACUCUGCAUUGGGUGAGUUACCUGGAGAGUGCAGAGGAAAUGCAUCAAUAAUAAACUGAGUGCAAUGCAAGCCAGGGACAGCUGUGUCACCACAAAGCAGGAAGCAGAGUUUUGUGUGGAUGGGUGUAUAGUGUGACAGAUGCAGAUAUAAGAUAAGACAGCAGAGUGUGGAGGGGGAGAGGAGCAAUCAGUGGAGAAGACCUCAGAAGUCCUCACAACUCUCCCAGGACAUGGACCGGUCUGCAGGACCCCAAUGGUGACAGAUAUGCCAGGGGUGGAAGACAGAAGAAGCAGCCAGGACAGAGCCACCCAAGACCCCAUGACCUCCUCACCAACCGGAGAACCACUGGCUAAACUUUCUGGGACCUUGGCAAAGCUGUCGGGGAAGGGGCCCCUGAGGAGCUUCAAGAACCGCUGGUUUGUGUUUGACCCUCGCCGCUGCUACCUCUACUACUUCAAGAACCCCAAUGAUGCCCAGUCGUUGGGGUACAUAAGUAUCGGGGAUGCCUCGUUCAGCUAUGACUUGGAGGCAGAAGAAGGCCAGUUUGAGAUCCACAGUUCUGGACGAGUCUCCAUCCUCCGGGCUUCUAAUAGGCAGGCCAUGGCCUAUUGGUUACAGGAAUUGCAGCAGAAACGCUGGGAGUAUUGCAACAGCCAUGGUACAGCAAAGCGAGACAGUAUGCUGAACACUGUGGCUAUAGAAGUCCCAGCUGGACUGGUGGCCAAGGAAAGUAUAGACCAUACCAGUGUGCCAAAUGCUAAUGAUGCUGCAGAGAGAGCCCGGAACCACUUUGCGGUUGAGAUGUGUCCAGGGGUACUUGGUGACCAGACUGCGGACCAUAGCUCUGGGCACACAGCUGCAGGCCUGCUCAGACAGUGGAGCAAUGAUAUCAGAAAAAAUGUGCAGAACUUUAGACCUGGCAGAAGUGGCCAAGAGACCAGAAAGAGUACCUUCUACACACAUGAGGAAUGGGAACUGCUGAAUCCUACUCCUAAAGAGCUGGAAGAAUCACUCCUACACGAGGAGAAGAAGAGACCUGUGGAAGGAGGCCCAAAAAACUCUGGAAUUGUUUUCCCAUUUGAUUUUCCACGCCUCCCUGCGAAAGCCAGACGCCCAUUAUCACAUCUGAAUAAGCAUCCAAGCAGCUUUGAAAAUUCUUCUGUGGAAUCUUUACCUGGGAAUGACUCAAAGAAUGACUUUGAUCUUCAGUUAAAAGUUCAAAACCAGCAGGGGGAGUUGGAGAGACUGAGGCAGGAACUGAACAGCCAAAAGGAACUUGUAAAACUUUUGCAACAGUCACUGAGGUCAUCGCAGUACAAUAAAUACCCUUCUAGUCCAGUUAGUGAAGGGGCGUCUAAAGAUUGCUUGCAAUUGUUACAACAAAAAGACGAUGAGAUUCAGGAACUGAAUCAUCUGCUGGAGAGGAAGGAGCAGGAGAAGGAGAACAUUCACCAACAAACUGAGGACCUUAAACACAGCAGGGAGAAUUUAAACGAACAGCUAAACAUGAUGGUGGAGACCAUACAAGCAAAGGAUGAAGUGAUCAUGAGGUUAUCCAGGCAGAUUAGUGACUAUGAGCAGUUCUCUCCUUUAUCCAGCAAAUCCUCCGAAAGUCUGACAUUUUCUAACAAGGACCAUGAAGACCUGAGCCGGUUACAAGACAGUCUGCAAGGAUACAAAGCACAAAACAAGUUUCUUAACAAAGAAAUCUUGGAGCUUUCAGCUCUGCGAAGAAACUCUGAAAGAAGGGAACAAGAACAGGAGUCAAAGUAUGCUACCCUUGAGGCCAAAAUGUGUCAGAUUGAGAGCAAGUACCUUGUCCUCCUCCAAGAAAUGAAGACACCAGUGUGUUCUGAUGUCGAGGGACCCAGUCGAGAAGUGGUUAACCAGCUUUUGGAGGACGCACUAAAGGUGGAGACAGCGGAGCACACUGAGCACACGUUCAUCAGACCGCAUGCUAUGAGCAAAUACGACAUCUUCGGAUUCCAGAUCCUCCCUGAGGAUGAAGAUGAUGAGGAGAGAUUGGUGGCCAAAGUAAGGGCCCUGGAUAUAAAGUCUUUGUCCCUGUCGGAUAACCAAGAGAUUUCAACAGUGGUGAAGUGGGAAAAUUAUUUUGCCAACAUGGUAAACCGAGAAAUGGUCCGUUCACCAGAGCUCAAAAACCUUGUCCGGAAUGGAAUCCCACACCAACAUCGUUCUAAAAUGUGGAAAUUGUUUGUAAACCAGCACAUCAAGAAAUUAAAGGAUGAGGUCGCUCCUGAUUACUUUGAGACCCUUCUCCGAAAUGCCCUUGAGAAGCAAAAUCCAGCCUCGAAACAGAUUGAACUGGACCUUAUGAGGACACUGCCAAACAACAAGCACUACACAUCGUCCACCUCUGAGGGUAUCCAGAAGCUACGCAAUGUCCUGCUAGCUUAUUCCUGGAGGAAUCCUGAUAUUGGCUACUGCCAGGGACUGAAUCGGUUGGCCGCCAUAGCACUCCUUUACCUUGACCAGGAAGAUGCAUUUUGGUGCCUGGUUACGAUUGUAGAGGUGUUCAUGCCACGAGAUUAUUACACCAAAACACUUCUGGGAUCCCAGGUGGAUCAGAGGGUUUUCAAGGAUCUCAUGAGUGAAAAGCUGCCCCGUCUCUGCGCUCAUUUUGAGCAGCACAAUGUGGAUUACACACUGAUCACAUUUAACUGGUUCCUGGUGGUGUUUGUGGAUAGUGUGGUCAGUGACAUCUUCUUCAGAAUUUGGGACUCUUUCCUGUAUGAAGGGUCAAAGGUGAUCUUUCGCUUUGCCCUGGGGCUGUUUAAAUACAAAGAGGAGGAAAUAUUAAAAAUCCAAGACUCUACUUCGAUAUUUAAGUAUCUUCGAUAUUUUAGCCGGACAAUUCUUGAUUCGAGAAAACUUGGCAACAUUGCAUUUGUGGACAUGAAUCCAUUUCCAUUACGCCAGAUCCGCAACCGCCGCACAUACCAUUUGGAGAAAGUGCGUCUGGAGCUGUCUGAACUCGAAGCCAUACGUGCAGAUUUCAUAAGAGAGCGAGAGACCAACCCAGAGAGAAGAGACCUCAUCAGUGAUGAUGAUGAAGACAGUUAAGCUGUGGCAGGUGCUACAGAAGACAUUUAUAAAGUAUCUGCUCAUAGAUAGUCCUGAAUAACCUUUGGAAAUAACGCUGGGCGUAUUUCAAAGUAAUGGAAUCUUUCCUUCAGGUGUCUGCUGUGGCCAAAAUCACCUGAACACAUUCUCUGAAGCCAACCUUUGAACCCAUUAAAGGGUAAAAGGGGUAAUAUGUGUCAGACCACUGUUACAAGAAAAUUCUCUUGUCCAAGAUGGACAAUGUUUAAUACGAAGCCUAUAUGUCCUCUGGUGGUUGGCCUUCCUGCAGUAAGAAAGGAAAAUAUGCAGACUUAUCUAUCAUGCUGUCAACUAAUCAUAUUUCUGUUUCUAAUGCUCAGAUCAGUAAAAGAAGAUUGCUGAUGAUUAUGGCACUUUGCAUAAGCAGUAUUUGUAGUAGGCAAAGCAAGACUCAUCAAAACGGCUUGCUUCUACCUGGAUAAAAUACGACUCAAAGCACUUGGAUAUGCUUGUCAGCCGUUCUGUUCUUCACUAUAAUUCCAGGCGUUCCGAUUUCUGAUACUUUUUUUGUAUCUAUAACUGAUAUAAGUAUUUUUUUCUAUAUUUUGUUAAUUUUUUUAUACUUUCAUUGACCUUCCGUGUAUCAUUGUAAUACUUUGAAUAUGUAAACAACAUUAACUGAAGCAGUAUUAGAAAAAUGUUGGUCUACUUGUACCCAGAACAAUCAGGGGGUAACAUGCUGGAUAAAUCUAGGACCAAAGUAAUUUAACCACUCUUCUUCAUCUUGUUAUUAAAUAGUUAUAAUUAAGUGUAACU